Suncus etruscus (white-toothed pygmy shrew) is the source of this 1212-nucleotide messenger RNA. RefSeq names its product EP300 interacting inhibitor of differentiation 3 (gene EID3). The record is from RefSeq and is a predicted model, not a curated record. Lineage: Eukaryota; Metazoa; Chordata; Mammalia; Eulipotyphla; Soricidae. Bases 82 to 1212 code for a protein of 376 amino acids. Gene Ontology annotation, cellular component: Smc5-Smc6 complex; nucleus. Gene Ontology annotation, biological process: DNA repair. The transcript has a single exon.
CCUGCGCGCACACUGCCCCCGUCCGUUUCCGCCGCCGCGGUGUGCAGGGUGACGGCUGCCUGCUGCUGGGACCCCGCCGACAUGUCUGAGAGGGAGCGAGAGUUCCCGCUGGGGGGCUCCCGGAGCGCCGAGGAGCUGCCCGGCCGGGCGUACUCGCCCAGCUGGCUGGAGGAGGCGGGCGACGCGGACGACUCGGACGAGGACGACGACGACGAGCCCGCGACAGUGGAGGCGGCCCCGGGCGCCGACGAGGCCGGCCCCGACGACCUGAGCUUCGGCGAGGCCGGCCUCGACCCGCUCCUGCUGGAGGCGGCCGACCCGGAGAAGUGCCGCUCCAUCCGCAGGCACUACCGGCAGCUCAUCCGCGCCGUGCAGCAGCGGCGCGACGACAUCGUGCACACGGCGAGCGACUCGCUGUCCGAGGCGCUCGAGGAGGCCAACGUCCUGUUCGACGAGGUGAGCCGCACGCAGGAGGCGGCGCUGGACGCCCAGUUCCUCGUGCUGGCGUCCGACCUGGGCAAGGAGAAGGCCCGGCAGCUCAACGCCGACGUGAGCUGCUUCAACCAGGGCGCCUUCGGCGACUACCUCUUCCUCUUCGCGGGCCGCAGCUGGCUGGAGCGGGGCGAGGGGCCUGGCCACCUGGACGACGGCGCGGCCCGCGGCUUCUGGGCCGCGCUGCACCGCGAGGCCUCCGCCUGGGUGCUGCUGGCCGAGCCCUUCCGCUUCCUCUUCGGCGCCUUCAGGCCCGAGCCGCUGCCCAAGCCCCGGGCGCUGCUGCCCCGGAGAGCGGGCCCCGAAGACCACGUCCGCGCCAUGCCUACCAAGCUGCGGCGCCUGGACCUGCACGCCAACCACGAGGCCACGGAGAAGGAGGUGGAGAGGAUCCUGGGGCUGCUGCAGACCUACUUCCGCAGGUACCCCGACACUCCCGUGUCCUACUUCGAGUUCGUCGUCGACCCCAAGUCCUUCUCGCGCACCGUCGAGAACAUCUUCUACGUGUCCUUCAUCAUCCGGGACGGCUUCGCGCGCAUCCGGCUGGACCGGGACCGCCUGCCCAUCCUCGAGCCCAUCCGCUUUGGCCGCCGCGGCGAGGACUGCGAUUUUGGCUACCACGGCCGCAAGCAGGGCGUCAUCUCGCUCAGUUUGCAGGACUGGAAGAAUAUUGUGGCGACCUUCGAGAUCUCCGAGGCCAUGAUCACCAACGCCUGCUAG